Molecule: messenger RNA, 1164 nt
Organism: Amphimedon queenslandica
Lineage: Eukaryota; Metazoa; Porifera; Demospongiae; Haplosclerida; Niphatidae
Product: extracellular protease-like
Exons: 3
Coding region: 55-1110 (351 amino acids)
Molecular function (GO): metalloendopeptidase activity
Source: RefSeq, a predicted model, not a curated record
CUGAAAGAAGAAAUCAUCUCAUAAGAAGGACACUGUCUAUCAAGGAAAGGAAUCAUGAAGACUCUGCUCUCACUCUUCUGUCUGGUUUCUUACCUGACCUGUGCUCUGAGUGCUAAUGGCUGGCCAGUCUCUCUUGACAUGUCUUGUAAUAAAGCUCUUUCUGCAGUUGCUUGCUCUUUUGAGUUUACCAACAAUGCAAAUCAGGAUCUUUAUCUACUGAAACGUAACACUCCUCUUGAAGGACUCAGAUCUCCAUUUGUUUAUGUCUCUCUUGACGGUCGUCCACUGAAAUAUGAAGGUAUGUAUGUGCGUCGUGCCCCUCCUACAAAGGAAAAUUUUGUUCUCUUGAAGGCAGGUGAAAGUAUUUCUGCCACAAUCCAAAUCACCAAUGCCUUUAGCAUUCAUACUGAUGGUCUCUACACUGUACAAUACAGUAGACCUUUACAGUAUCUGUCAGUGAAUGAGAUGAGUGCAAUGUCUAUUGAUCAGCUCAAGGAAUCGUUUGUACAUAAAUCCGUUCAACUUUACUUGAAAGACACUUCCGUUCUCUCGAAACCAAAGAGACAAGAAGUAAAAAUCGAUUACACUGUCCAUCUCCAAUCCUGUAGCAGUGCCAGUUUUUCUGGUGGCAAAAAACAGAACAGAGCAACACUAAGUGCUCAUAAGAAGCUUUGCUCUGGAUCUGAUACAGCUAAAGGUAAAGUUGGCAAAGGUAUUGGCAUAUCUACUACAUGGUUUGGUAAAUAUAAUGCUAAAAGGACAGCUAAGGCUAAGAAAGUAUAUACAGAUAUAAAAAGUGGACUAACUAAAACUGCUGUAACAUACUACAACAAUGGCCCAGAUUGUGAAGAUAACUACUAUGCCUAUGUAUGGUCAAAUAUUAAAGACACUGUCUAUCUUUGUAACCUGUACUACAAAAUUCAAACGUCUUGCAGUAAGACUAAAGAAAGCAAGGAGGGUACUCUGCUUCAUGAAUGGUCCCACAGUUUUGCCAGUACUAAUGAUAUUGAGUAUGGUCGUACUGAUUGCAAGAAUUUGGCUAAAAACAAGCCCAGUAGAGCAGUCAAAAAUGCUGAUAGCUAUGCGUAUCACUAUUGUGAUGCUCAGUAAUGGAGCUCAUCAGCUAAAAGCCAAGAACUUUAGGACUCAUGCAACACUAUAGGA